AUUGUGCUCGGUCUAGUCCAGUUUGGUUUCGUUGUGACCUACCUGUCUGAGCCGCUGGUCCGAGGUUACACCACAGGAGCUGCCAUCCAUGUCAUCGUGUCCCAGCUCAAAUACACCUUUGGCAUCAGUCCUGUGAGAUACAAUGGACCCUUUUCGUUGAUAUAUACUGUGUUGGAGAUAUGCUCUCUCAUCCCGCAGACAAAUGUUGGAACUCUUGUGGUCAGCAUUGUAGCUAUAGUUGGACUCAUCCUCACUAAGGAGCUUAAUGCAUACUUGAGUAAAAAACUGCCUGUUCCCAUACCUGUGGAGCUGCUUGGUGUUAUUAUUGCAACAUUGGUGUCUUGGCAAGUUAACUUGGAAGACAAAUAUGGAGUGGAUGUGGUCGGACUGAUUCCCUCAGGUCUCCAGCCUCCUGUUUUCCCAGCAGCCUCUCUGUUUGGUCAGGUGAUCGGGGAUGCCUUUGCUCUGGCCGUGGUUGGCUAUGGCAUUGCCAUCUCACUAGGACGAAUCUUUGCCCUGAAAUAUGGAUACAAGGUGGACAGCAACCAGGAAUUAAUUGCCCUGGGUCUGAGUAACUCCAUUGGAGGGAUUUUCCAGUGUUUUGCCAUCAGCUGCUCCAUGUCUCGUACAAUGGUUCAGGAGAGCACAGGCGGGAAGACUCAGGUUGCUGGGGCUCUUUCAGCUAUAGUUAUCCUUGUCAUCACACUCUGGAUUGGAACUCUUUUUGAAGAUUUGCCGAAGGCAGUGCUGGCCGCCAUCAUUUAUGUCAACCUCCAUGGCAUGAUGAAGCAAUUCAUGGAUAUCCCUGCACUGUGGCGGAGCAACAAAGUAGACAUGGUGAUCUGGGUGGCCACCUUCAUCUUCACUGUACUAUUUAACCCUGACCUGGGACUGGCUGCUUCCAUUGGUUUCUCUAUGCUCACUGUUAUCUUCAGGACACAGCUACCUAAAUACUCCAUAUUAGGGCAGGUCCCGGACACAGAUAUUUACAGGCCACUGGAGGACUACAAUCAGGUAUGACACAUUAUAUUGAUAUAUUAU
Messenger RNA from Plectropomus leopardus (leopard coralgrouper), 1041 nucleotides. The record is from RefSeq and is a predicted model, not a curated record. Lineage: Eukaryota; Metazoa; Chordata; Actinopteri; Perciformes; Serranidae.